Messenger RNA from Callithrix jacchus (white-tufted-ear marmoset), 1958 nucleotides. Lineage: Eukaryota; Metazoa; Chordata; Mammalia; Primates; Cebidae. The record is from RefSeq and is a predicted model, not a curated record.
CUUAAAAGAUGAAAUCACAUCAGAGAAGUUAAUUGGAGUGAAACUGUGGAUUACAGCUGGGCCAAGGGAAAAAUUUACUACAACUGAGCUCUGUGAAAACAAGAGAGAGCUUCCAGGAGAUGAGCAGAAAACGUGCAUUUCUCUUUAUGGCUUGGUCAUUGACCUUGAACAGAAUUCUUCCGAGGUGUCGUAUGAAAUGCCUUCAUCCUGAUAUCCUCUGUGGGCAGUCAAGCAAAGGCAUUGUCUAAAUCAGUGGUUCUUAACCAGGGGUGAUUCUGUUUCUUCUUCUCCCGAGGGAACAUAUGGCAAUCUCAAGAGACAUUUUUGGUUGCCAGGGGAAAGUAGGUACAGCUGGCAUCUGCUGCCGAAUGGAGAACUGUGAGCUUCCUUUAGUAAUGUUUUUCACUUUUUGUUUGCUGUCUGGAUAGCUUUGAAACUGUUCAUUUAGUUUGAGAAUUUUGGAGCUUUAUACUCAGAGACAAGCUUGGAGAUCAUACACAGAGAGCACAUUUUGGCUGGGUGCAGUGGCCCAGACCUGUAAUCCCAGCACUUUUGGAGGCCGAGGCAGGCGGAUCACGAGGUCAAGAGAUCAAGACUAUCCUGGCCAAGAUGUUUGAAAUCCUGAAGAAAUACCUUGACAGCGGUGGAGAUAUCCUUGUGAUGCUAGGUGAAGGUGGAGAAUCCAGAUUUGGCACCAAUAUUAACUUUUUACUAGAAGAAUAUGGAAUCAUGAUUAAUAAUGAUGCUGUGGUUAGAACUGUAUAUCAUAAAUAUUUCCAUCCUAAAGAAGCUCUAGUUUCCAGUGGAGUCUUGAACAGGGAAAUUAGCCGAGCUGCGGGAAAGGCUGUGCCUGGAAUCAUUGAUGAGGAAAGCAGUGGAAACAAUGCCCAGGCUCUCACCUUUCUAUAUCCUUUUGGUGCCACAUUGAGUGUCAUGAAACCAGCAGUGGCUGUUCUGUCUACAGGCUCUGUUUGCUUCCCACUUAACAGACCCAUUCUGGCUUUCUAUCACUCAAAGAACCAAGGUGGGAAGCUGGCAGUGCUUGGUUCAUGUCACAUGUUCAGUGACCAGUAUUUGGACAAAGAAGAAAACAGCAAAAUCAUGGAUGUUGUUUUCCAGUGGCUUACAACAGGAGACAUCCACCUAAACCAGAUUGAUGCUGAGGACCCAGAGAUUUCUGACUACGUGAUGCUGCCCCACACAGCAACCCUAUCAAAGCGGAAUCGGGAGUGUCUCCAGGAGAGCGAUGAGAUCCCGAGGGACUUUACCACCCUCUUCAACCUGUCUGUCUUCCAGCUGGAUACAACCUCCUUCCACAGUGUCAUCGAGGCUUACGAGCAGCUAAAUGUGAAACAUGAACCGCUCCAGCUCAUCCAGCCUCAGUUUGAGACGCCACUGCCAACCCUUCAGGCUGCGGUUUUUCCUCCCAGUUUCCGGGAGUUACCACCACUUCCUCUGGAGCUAUUUGACUUAGAUGAAACGUUCUCCUCUGAGAAGGCACGGCUUGCUCAGAUUACCAAUAAGUGUACCGAAGAAGACUUGGAAUUCUAUGUCAGGAAGUGUGGUGACAUUCUUGGAGUAACCAGUAAACUCCCAAAGGACCAACAAGAUGCCAAACAUAUCCUUGAGCACAUCUUCUUCCAAGUAGUGGAGUUCAAGAAAUUGAACCAGGAACAUAACAUUGAUACAAGUGAAACAGCAUUCCAGAGCAAUUUCUGAAGACCUCCAUGCCUCUUGAAGCUUUUUCUGCCUCUUGAUUCUCUUUGUAAACUAUUUUCAAAUUGUUCUUCAACUCCUUAUCAAAAUUGUUUAUAUACUCUUUCCUCAAUGAGCUGUGGAAGGCCUAUCCAUCUCUGUAAUACACAGAUAGGUAUAAGAUUUUUCACAAAAUCCUUAUGUAAGAUAGAUUCCAUUUUUUAAAAUUAAAUAUAUGGUUGCAUCUGUCUUUUUAUACCCUA